Molecule: messenger RNA, 5248 nt
Organism: Engraulis encrasicolus (European anchovy)
Lineage: Eukaryota; Metazoa; Chordata; Actinopteri; Clupeiformes; Engraulidae
Gene: cul5a
Product: cullin 5a
Exons: 19
Coding region: 19-2370 (783 amino acids)
Biological process (GO): protein ubiquitination; SCF-dependent proteasomal ubiquitin-dependent protein catabolic process
Cellular component (GO): Cul5-RING ubiquitin ligase complex; SCF ubiquitin ligase complex
Molecular function (GO): protein-macromolecule adaptor activity; ubiquitin protein ligase binding
Source: RefSeq, a predicted model, not a curated record
GGGAUAAGUUGAGGAAAUAUGGCGACGUCUAAUUUGUUAAAGAACAAAGGGGCCCUCCAGUUCGAGGACAAAUGGAAUUCGAUGAGGCCAAUUGUCCUGAAGCUGCUUCGACAGGAGUCGGUGACCAAGCAGCAGUGGUUCGACUUGUUCUCAGAUGUCCAUGCCGUAUGCCUAUGGGAUGACAAAGGUCCCGCAAAGAUCCACCAAGCACUGAAGGAGGACAUCUUAGAUUUUAUCAAGCAAGCUCAGGCUCGGGUGCUGAGCCAUCAGGAUGACACGGCGCUGCUGAAGGCGUACAUCGUGGAGUGGAGGAAGUUCUUCACGCAGUGCGACAUCCUGCCCAAGCCCUUCUGCCAGCUGGAGAUCACGCUGAUGGGCAAGCAGGGCAGCAACAAGAAGUCCAACGUGGAGGACAGUAUAGUGAGGAAGCUGAUGCUGGACACCUGGAAUGAGUCCAUCUUCUCCAAUAUCAAGAACCGGCUGCAGGACAGCGCCAUGAAGCUGGUGCAUGCAGAGAGGCUCGGGGAGGCCUUCGACUCACAGCUGGUCAUCGGCGUGCGGGAGUCGUACGUGAACCUGUGCUCCAACUCGGAGGACAAGCUCCAGAUCUACAGAGACAACUUCGAGAAGGCGUACCUGGACUCCACCGAGCGCUUCUACAGGACGCAGGCGCCCUCCUACCUGCAGCAGAAUGGCGUGCAGAACUACAUGAAAUAUGCAGAUGCUAAACUAAGGGAAGAGGAGAAACGGGCACUUCGGUAUUUGGAGACGCGGCGUGAAUGUAACUCUGUCCAAGCACUUAUGGAAUGUUGUGUGAAUGCACUUGUGACGUCCUUCAAAGAAACCAUUCUGGCAGAAUGUCCUGGCAUGAUCAAACGCAAUGAAACUGACAAGCUGCACCUGAUGUUUUCGCUCAUGGACAAAGUCCCCAGCGGUAUCGAACCCAUGCUCAAGGACCUGGAGGAGCACAUCAUCAAUGCUGGACUGGCAGACAUGGUAGCUGCAGCCGAGACUAUCACUACUGACUCGGAGAAGUAUGUAGAGCAGCUUCUCACGCUCUUCAACCGCUUCAGUAAACUGGUGAAGGAGGCGUUUCAGGAUGACCCCAGGUUCCUGACCGCCAGAGACAAAGCAUACAAAGCCGUAGUGAAUGAUGCCACAAUAUUUAAGCUGGAACUGCCAACGAAACAAAAGGGUUGCCCCAGGGUGGGCUUGAAAACCCAGCCGGAGUCCAAGUGUCCAGAGCUGCUGGCCAACUACUGUGACAUGCUGCUGAGGAAGACUCCGCUCAGUAAGAAGCUCACCUCCGAGGAGAUCGAGCUGAAACUAAAGGAAGUGCUGUUGGUGUUAAAGUACGUCCAAAAUAAGGAUGUCUUCAUGCGCUAUCAUAAAGCCCACUUGACGAGGCGUCUGAUCCUGGACAUUUCAGCAGAUAGCGAGAUAGAGGAGAACAUGGUGGAGUGGCUCAGGGAAGUAGGUAUGCCUGCGGAUUACGUCAACAAGCUAGCCAGAAUGUUCCAAGACAUCAAGGUAUCGGAGGAUCUCAACCAGGUCUUCAAGGAGAUGCAUAAACACAACAAAUUAGCGUUACCAGCCGAUUCGGUGAACAUCAAAAUCCUGAACGCGGGCGCGUGGUCUCGGAGUUCGGAGAAGGUGUUUGUGUCGCUGCCCACGGAGCUGGAGGACUUGAUUCCGGAAGUGGAGGAGUUCUACAAGAAGAACCACAGCGGCCGCAAGCUCCACUGGCACCACCUCAUGUCCAACGGCAUCAUCACGUUCAAGAAUGAAGUUGGGCAGUAUGACCUGGAGGUGACCACUUUCCAGCUGGCUGUCCUGUUUGCCUGGAACCAAAGACCCCGAGAGAAAAUCAGUUUUGAGAACCUGAAACUGGCCACGGAGCUGCCUGACGCUGAGCUCAGACGGACACUGUGGUCUCUUGUUGCCUUCCCCAAGCUGAAACGUCAAGUCCUCUCCUAUGAACCUCAAGUGGGCUCACCCAAAGACUUCACGGACAGCACGUUGUUUUUUGUCAAUCAGGAGUUCUCCUUGAUAAAAAAUUCCAAGGUUCAGAAGAGGGGUAAAAUCAACCUGAUCGGCCGCCUGCAGCUGACCACGGAGAGGAUGAGGGAAGAGGAGAACGAGGGCAUCGUCCAGCUCAGAAUAUUGAGGACACAGGAGGCCAUCAUCCAGAUCAUGAAGAUGCGCAAGAAGAUCACCAACGCGCAGCUGCAGACGGAGCUGGUGGAGAUCCUGAAGAACAUGUUCCUGCCGCAGAAGAAGAUGAUCAAGGAGCAGAUCGAGUGGCUGAUCGAGCACAAGUACAUCAAGCGGGACGAGACGGACAUUAACACCUUCAUCUACAUGGCGUAGCGCGGACGUCACGGCACAGGGGAGACGUGACGUGACGUGACGUGACGCAUCUGCUGCAGACACUAAAAAAAAACCAUCAACAACAACAAAGACGGAGAUUGAUAACCGUGAUGAUGACUAUGAUGGUGAUGAGGAGAGUGUUGUCUGUGUGGGAGGGGAGGGGGGGAGGUUCAUCUGCAAUAGGAAUGGGGAGGCCCUUUCUGGACCCCGUUGCUACGGUAGCUGCUGGCUCUCUCCCUCGCCUGCCCGCAGAGCACGCACAUGAGAAAACCGGCUGGUUUUAAGAUCAAAACAGUCACAAUUCAUUAUAGCCAGAAGAAAAAAAGAAAAAACACCAACGCACCAACACGAAAAAAUCCCUGCCUUAUGUUACAUUUUAACAAAGAAAAAUGAACCAGGGGGAUAAAUGUUUAAGAGAAAAAAAAAAUCUACACAAAAAGUGGUUAAAAGAAUUAUUCUCAUUCUUAUUCUCAUGUUUUGGUUUUGGCCAUUGGGACAGACAGGAUGCAUGGUGGGCGGUUUUGCCGUUUGUGUGUAUGUGAGUGUGUCUACGUCUUCUUCAGCAUGCUGUUUUUUCGUGGAAGCCCCCACCCCCCCCUUUUUUUUCCGUUCAUCGCUGGACCUCUUGUCUGUGCAGUGUGUGUGUGUGUGUGUGUGUGUGUGUUUUGGGACAAUUGCCUAUGUGCUCCUCUACCCACCCACUCACUGUCACUCACUCAGCCCUAGAUCCUUCCCUACCACACACCACACCACACACACUCGCUUACCCUCUCCUCCACGGUGCCACCUGGCCCAGCACAUAUCCCAACAACACGAGCGGCACUGAAGGAGAAAUCUAAACGGACAGGAAGGUGAAGAACGUAUAGUAGCCACUGCAGCCCACCAGCUUCCCAAACCUCUCUGACAAUGACACACAAUGAGAAGAAGAAGAAGAGCAACCUAUACGAGCCUCCAAGCAACACAACUUGUUCCUGAGGACAUAUACGGGACAAUUAAAAAAAAAAAAAUCUAAAAUCAGAAAACAACUUAGACGAACGCAUCAGCACUUUUCACUUGCUCACAGUAUGUCUGCAUGGCUUCCUUUGGUUUUCUUUGUGUUUUGUUUGUUCUCUGUCUGUUUCAUUCUUUCGUUUUCUUUUUCCUUCAGUAUUUGGUUUGGUUGGAUUGAAGUUUUUUGUUUGUUUGUUUUUGUUUGUUUGUUUCUUGCCAAUGUCCAGUUGGAUAGCUGUGGGUAUGAAGUGCUUUGAGCAAUUCUGGCGUACAACCAUCAUCACUGGGUAUCUGCUGGUCCAUAGCACCAACAGGGUCGUUAGUUGGGGAAAACCCUGUUCCCUCCAGCAUUCAUGACGUUUUGUUUGUGUUGAAUGUGUGGACUAGCUAUUAUUCAUUUGUCAUUGGGAUUCAAAACCCUAUUUCAAGGUCAGACAUGACUUUUAUCAUGGUAUGUUUUGAUGUCUUUGCUCUCAUUUUGGGUGAAACGAACUGAAAAGUUGUUCUUCUGGAAUGGUUACAUGAAUUACUACCAUCCGACACUUCCCACCGUAAGGGGUUUGAAGAUUGAGGCCGAGAAGAUUCUUCUCGGAUGCAAUGUGAAACCGUUAAGUGUGUUGCCAACUCUGACUGUGUUGGAUAAUGACUAAGAAAUAAGUUGUAGGCCAUUUUGUUUCAAUAACUUGUUUGUUACAAAUUUAGGGUUUUUUUGCAUUUAGGAGACACAAACUUGGACGUGGAACUAAGGUUUGUGGUGGCACUGAGUUUGACUGAACUGAGUCAAAUAAAAAAAAUUGAAAUGUUUAAUGUUCACAACAGAAAAGAAAAGAAACAGUGAUUACAUUUCACCUCGAUAUGAGACAUACCUACCCUGGUGAUAGGAUACCAGUCCCUGUUGAUGUCUUCAACUAGACAGAGAGAAAAAAGCACUUCAGAUCAGAUCCUAACAGCAGAUGUAUCAGAGAUGGUGCACAGAGUUUGGAAAAGCUGUUGCCUCUCCUCACCUUGAUCACGGGUGCAUUUCUUGAAACCAUAGUUGCUAACUACGCUGGCUACUUUGUUGUUUGUAAUGCAAUUUCCCAUUGGCAACUACCCAAGUUGCUAACAGGCUAACAACUACUCUUUGAGAAAUGCACCCCUGAAAUGGUCAAGAAUUCUCCAGCUUAUCCCCACCCCCACCUAUGUGAAUUCCCCCUUUGCCAAAGUAAAGUUCUGGGGGUGCGUUUCUCGCAAGCAUAGUUGCUAACCAGUUAGCAACUUCGGUAGUUGCCACUGGGAAAUUGUAUUGCCAACAACAAAGUAGCUAACAUACUUAAUUAGCAACUAUGGUUUUGAGAAAUGAACCCCUGAUGAGUCACACCAUUUCUACAGAUUACAGGGAGGAUGGCUCUCUGCCAUCCCUCUCACUAUUUUCUCACUCAAUGACUAGUUUUUAGAUGCUUCCUUCUUCAUCUUUUAUGUAUUAUUACUCAUCUCAGUGAAGCUGCAAUUGUUCAAGAAGGAAGUAGCCAUGGGUUUGAAUCCACCCAUUUCCCAUGUCCCCAGAUUUAACAGAAACAUAGAUUCCGUUUGGGAUUUCUUCCUGGUUAUUUAUUUGUUUAUUUAUGCCAGAAUAUCCAUGUGAUCGAAUGUUUGAUAAGAGAGUGAGUGUAGCCUUGAAUACAUGUUGCCUCAUAGGGUUGUACAUAUGAUAACUGAAUUUGUUUCAAUGAAAAGAGAGAGGGGAAAAAGGGUUGGGAAGGUUGCAUAGCGAACACUAUCUCUUUCAUUUGAAGAGUUUCUUUUUUUUGUCUCGGAUAACAAAAGUGACAUGUAUUGUGUGUCAGUGAGAGGGAAAAAAAAGAUGACAACCUUUGUUAUAAUUGUCAUAAAAUAUCAAUGCAGUUCA